Rhipicephalus sanguineus (brown dog tick) is the source of this 1044-nucleotide messenger RNA. Its product is annotated as DNA polymerase zeta catalytic subunit-like. Gene Ontology annotation, biological process: error-prone translesion synthesis; double-strand break repair via homologous recombination. Lineage: Eukaryota; Metazoa; Arthropoda; Arachnida; Ixodida; Ixodidae. The record is from RefSeq and is a predicted model, not a curated record. Gene Ontology annotation, cellular component: zeta DNA polymerase complex; nucleus. Gene Ontology annotation, molecular function: DNA-directed DNA polymerase activity; nucleotide binding; DNA binding. The coding region runs from base 1 to 1044 and encodes 347 amino acids. The transcript has 10 exons.
AUGCUCCUGCGCGUGCUCGGCAGCGGGCACCCGAGUUCAUCCCUCUGGGUGCUGGAGCCCCGGGCGCAGCUCUAUACGGACCCCGUUGUGGUGCUGGGACUUCCAGUCUCUCUACCCUUCGGUCAUCAUCAGCCACAACUAUGCUUCUCCACCUGCCUGGGACGCGUCGAGAAUCUCGGCAGUUCGGCACCUUUCGGCUGCUCUUCACUAGAGGUGCCCCUGCAGUAUGUCAAGAGCUUGCGUGACCACAUCACCGUGUCUCCAGCCGGAGUGGCAUUUGUGAAGCCGUCCAUCCGCAGAGGCCUGCUGCCACAGAUGCUGGACGAAGUGCUCGGCACACGGAUUAUGGUCAAGAAGGCCAUGUCCCAGUGCACAAACAAGGGCCUUCGGAGAGUGCUGGAUGCACAGCAGCUGAGCCUCAAGCUGAUUUCCAAUGUGACGUAUGGCUACACGGCUGCCAGCUUCUCGGGGCGCAUGCCGUGCGUGGAGCUGGCGGACAGCGUGGUGAGCAAAGGCCGUGAAGCCCUGGAGCAAGCCAUCCGCACGGCUGAGGCGACUGUUCCAGGUGCAAGGGUCGUGUACGGCGACACAGACAGCCUGUUUGUACUGCUGGAGGGCCGGUCCCGUGAGGAAGCCUUCCAACUCGGCCAGGAAAUUGCCGACCGGGUGACGGCACAAAAUCCACGCCCAAUGCGCUUGAAGCUGGAAAAGGUGUACCAGCCGUGUGUGCUACAGACCAAGAAGCGCUACGUGGGCUUUUCUUAUGAGAGCCCCGACCAACAGGAGCCCAAGUAUGAUGCCAAGGGCAUCGAGACUGUACGUCGCGACACGUGUCCUGCUGUUGCUAAGCUCCUGGAGAAGAUGCUGCGUGUGCUAUUCACGUCAAGGGACAUGGUGGCAAUCAAGCGCUUUGUCAAGCUGCAGUUCUCCAAGAUCCUAGCCGAGAGGGUUAGCCCCCAGGACUUCAUCUUUGCCCGCGAGUUUCGUGGUCUACAUGGAUACCAGCCCACUGCGUGUGUUCCUGCCCUUGAAAUUGUCAGGUGA